UUCCAAAAAUGGAGUGGAUGUUUUUCAGGUUUUCUGCCUUCAUGGGAGUAUGAUAAUAGCUUGUGGUUGCGUGGGGGAGGUGGCGAAGAAAGAUCGGGGGGUAUGAAAGAGAGCACCUCCGCUGAAGAGAUUCCAAGCAUUGGGCCGCGUCACGAGGGGAUGCAGAGUGGGCUUCUGUGCGCGCCACCUGCAGGCGUGGGAGUGAGUAGGUGCCCAGACCAAGGGACAAGAGCCUUGCAGGCUGGGGUCUCUGUGCAUGCGCGGAGCUGAUACGGAGCAGUUCGACGAUCACUACGCGUGCGCUGGGCUCGGAACUUGGACUCGGUGAACCGUUUUGCUCAGGCGUUGGUCAGUGACACAACCCCCUGCCAGAUGAAGUUGAAGGUUGAGGUCAGGAUGAAUGGCAGAGGGUCCCUUGAAGGUGAUGAUCCCAAAGAACCUGACGAUGGAGAAAGUGGUGGAGAAGAACCCCUGGUGGAGCUGGGAGGCCAAAACCAGCCACCUGACUGUUGGACACAGCACCACACGGCGGUGGUGGUGCCCUACUAUGGGCAAGCUGAGCACCUGCAGCACCUGCUUUUCCAUCUGCACCCCUUCCUGCAGCGCCAGCAACUGCACUAUGCCAUCUAUGUGGUGAACCAGCCCCACCUGCUCUUUGGCUGCUACCACAUGCUGGAGGAGGGGAAAGACCUUGGCCACCAGCAGAGCUCCCAGAGGCCUGGCCUUCUGGCUCAGAUCCACCAAAGGUGGCAACAUAAUGGCAUCAACUCGCUGGGCUACAGGCUGCUUUCCAAGGAAAAGUGGCCCCUCUACACCAACCUCACCGUGGACAUCAACUUCUAAGCCCCAGGAGGCCAAGUACCAAGCUGAAGGGUAUCUGGAGGCCAGAACGGAGCCCCUGAGGCCAGGGUUGCAGGGCUGCCCUCCCAUCUAACCCACAUGGUUUCUUAUUAAAGGAGAGUUUAUUUUA
Cynocephalus volans (Philippine flying lemur) is the source of this 970-nucleotide messenger RNA. RefSeq names its product beta-1,4-galactosyltransferase 3-like. Gene Ontology annotation, cellular component: Golgi apparatus. NCBI's taxonomy places the organism in Eukaryota, Metazoa, Chordata, Mammalia, Dermoptera, Cynocephalidae. Gene Ontology annotation, biological process: carbohydrate metabolic process. Gene Ontology annotation, molecular function: galactosyltransferase activity. Bases 373 to 843 code for a protein of 156 amino acids. The record is from RefSeq and is a predicted model, not a curated record. The transcript is spliced from 4 exons.